CUGGUCUAACACACGUUCGAGUUUCAUUCCUUGACAAAGCCGUGCGUGCACCAGCGUGGGAGCCCACUGUCCGGAACCGCUGGCCCGGCCGAACCUGACCCAGUGCAACCACGGUACGCAGGUCUGCCGCAGAGGUCGCUGCGAGGGUUCGAUUUGCGAGAAGUUCGGCUACGAGGACUGUCAACGAUUGGCCACUGGCGCUCGCAGCAGCGCGGAGAUGUGCCUCGUUGACUGCAAGCUCAUAGGCACAGACGGCCCCUGCCUGGACACGUGCAAAGAACCCGCCCUGCUGUCACUGUGUAACAUGAAGAGGCAGCGCGGUGCCGCGUGCAACCAGAACCGCGGCUACUGCGACGUGUUCCACCGGUGCCGCAUUGUAGAUGAGAAUGGGCCGCUGGCACGCCUUCAACAGCUGCUCGUGCCAAACCGGGUGCGCGAGCUAAUCAAGCAAUAUACCUGGGUGGCGGCCCUGCUUGGUGUACUGCUUCUGCUCUUUGUGCUGCUGUUCAUCCGCUGCUGUGCCGUGCUCACGCCCACAAACAACCCAAGGCUGCCCAAGGCCAAGAGCUUCAAGGAAGGCAUGGAGAAUCCUUGGAAACUUCUUCAGGUUCCGACUGUAUAAAUCGACAGAGCCGAAGCAAUUCUUCGAAUCACCGUAUUUAAGCGCUCGUUAAAAAAGACGUUGUAUUUGUAAAGUAGCUUAGGCCUAUUAUUUCGUCGUUUAAACUUGGACUGACAACAGAUACUCGCCUACACAGAAUACCGCACAGAAGAGCCAAAGAGGCUCA
Dermacentor silvarum is the source of this 788-nucleotide messenger RNA. Its product is annotated as disintegrin and metalloproteinase domain-containing protein 10 homolog. The coding region runs from base 218 to 622 and encodes 134 amino acids. Gene Ontology annotation, biological process: Notch signaling pathway; membrane protein ectodomain proteolysis. The record is from RefSeq and is a predicted model, not a curated record. The transcript has 4 exons. NCBI's taxonomy places the organism in Eukaryota, Metazoa, Arthropoda, Arachnida, Ixodida, Ixodidae. Gene Ontology annotation, cellular component: plasma membrane. Gene Ontology annotation, molecular function: metalloendopeptidase activity.